Xenopus laevis (African clawed frog) is the source of this 2717-nucleotide messenger RNA. RefSeq names its product cytosolic purine 5'-nucleotidase-like (gene nt5c2.S). NCBI's taxonomy places the organism in Eukaryota, Metazoa, Chordata, Amphibia, Anura, Pipidae. The coding region runs from base 204 to 1949 and encodes 581 amino acids. The transcript is spliced from 19 exons. The record is from RefSeq and is a predicted model, not a curated record.
AUGUUUAUUUUGUAGGAGGACGUCCCGGGGAUUGUGUCAGCAGGACAGUGACAUUGUUACAGAGACGGGACUUGUGCUGUUCGUUUCUGUCAGCGGUUUGCAGUUGUUUGUCUGUCCCUGAGUUGUGCGCGUGCGUAGUGAGGCAGCUGGUGCAGUUUGUUGUCUCCUGUCAGUAGCGGAAGAUUCAAGCCCCACGUUUAAAAAUGACAACGUCUUGGAGUGAUCGCCUCCAAAAUGCUGCUGACCUCCCAGCCAAUAUGGAUGGAUAUGCCUUAAAGAAGUAUCGACGUGAAGCUUAUCACAGGGUCUUUGUGAACAGAAGUCUUGCCAUGGAAAAGAUCAAGUGCUUUGGAUUCGAUAUGGAUUAUACACUCGCUGUAUACAAGUCUCCAGAGUACGAAUCCCUUGGCUUUGAUCUCACCGUUGAAAGGCUUGUAUCCAUUGGUUACCCUCAAGAGCUUCUAAAUUUUGUCUAUGAUCCCACAUUUCCUACCAGGGGUCUUGUUUUUGAUUCAACCUAUGGGAAUAUGUUAAAGGUUGAUGCCUAUGGGAAUAUCCUUGUCUGUGUGCAUGGCUUUAACUUCAUGAGAGGGCCGGAAAUAAGGGAGCAGUACCCGAAUAAAUUCAUCCAGAGAGAUGACACAGACAGAUUCUACAUCCUCAACACACUCUUUAACUUGCCAGAAACCUACCUUCUGGCUUGCCUGGUGGAUUUCUUUACAAAUUGUGACAGGUACUCAAGCUGUGAAAUGGGGUUUAAAGAUGGAGACCUCUUCAUGUCCUUUCGAAGCAUGUUCCAGGAUGUCAGAGAUGCUGUUGACUGGGUCCAUUAUAAGGGAUCCCUCAAGGAAAAGACAGUAGAGAAUUUUCCGAAGUAUGUUGUUAAAGAUCCCAAGUUGCCGUUACUGUUGAGCCGCAUGAAUGAGGUUGGGAAAGUGUUCUUAGUCACUAACAGUGAUUAUAAAUAUACCCACAAAAUCAUGACUUACUUGUUUGACUUACCACAUGGACCAAAGAAAGAAAAUUCACAGAUGCUGGCUGGGAGAAGAGGCUGUGUAAAGCCUGAAAGCUCUCACAGAGAUUGGCAGACCUAUUUUGACCUUAUAUUAGUUGAUGCUCGAAAGCCCUUGUUCUUUGGAGAAGGAACAGUGUUACGACAAGUGGACACGAAUACUGGCAAACUGAAAAUCGGAACCUACACUGGCCCUUUACAACAUGGAAUUGUAUACUCAGGAGGUUCCUCGGAUAUAGUGUGUGACCUGCUGGGGGCAAAAGGAAAAGAUAUCCUGUAUAUCGGCGAUCACAUCUUCGGGGAUAUUCUUAAAUCUAAGAAGCGACAAGGAUGGAGAACAUUCCUGGUCAUUCCCGAGCUGGCACAAGAACUUCACGUCUGGACUGAUAAAAGCUCCCUUUUUGAAGAGCUCCAGAGCCUGGAUAUAUUCUUAGCUGAGCUGUACAAGCACUUGGACAGUAGCAGCAAUGAGCGGCCUGAUAUCAGCUCCAUCCAGAGGCGUAUUAAGAAAGUCACACACGACAUGGACAUGUGCUACGGGAUGAUGGGGAGCCUGUUCCGCAGUGGUUCCCGCCAGACUCUCUUUGCAAGUCAGGUGAUGCGUUAUGCUGAUCUCUAUGCUGCGUCUUUCAUCAAUCUCCUGUAUUACCCAUUCAGUUACCUCUUCAGAGCUGCACAUGUCCUGAUGCCCCAUGAAUCCACCGUGGAACACACUCACGUGGACAUUCAUGAAUUAGAAUCCCCAAUGGCCACUCGCAAUAGGUGCUCUCUGGAGUUCAAGGAUUCCGACUUCAAACGGCACCAGCUGACCCGCUCCAUCAGUGAGAUUAAACCACCCAACCUCUUCCCACAGAAACCCCGGGAAAUAACACACUGCCACGAUGAAGAUGAUGAUGAAGAGGAGGAGGAAGAAGAAGAAGAGGAGGAGGAAGAAUAAAAGGAGUGGAGUAUCCACACAGGAUAUUUCUUACAGAACCAGCAGAUAUGUACUGAAUGUGUUUUACCCACAUGUCUCAUGCGGUUCUGUUUUCUAUUCCUGUCCGCGGGUUCAGAGACAUUUGCACGUGGUUAUUGCAUCCCGUGCAUUAACAUAUCGGUUGCUCUCUGUUCUGAGAGACACAGCACAGUAUUCACUCUCUACUCUUCUCUUUCUCCUCUGGAACUGAUCCAAAUUUCUAACAACCCAAAGGGGUGGUUUUACCUUAGCAGCAGCCAUCAUCUUAUAUUCUUAGGGCCGAACCUAUAAAAAGGAGACCCCUGCCAAAGCAGCAACGGGGGUUCCAAAUCUGAAAGAUGUCCAAUCUCUUCCCAAUCUGCAGUUGGACUACAAAUCCCAGCAGCCAGUUACAGUGGAAGCUGCCAGUGCUAUAGGAUGGACAUCACUCACACAUAUAAUAAACAUAAUUCCUGCACAAAAUAAUAGGCCCAUUAUACUUUCAUCAACAUUUCUCCCCAUUCUGAGGCCAGGGUCGAUGACCUCUUUUUUUUUUCACCAGUGUUUUAUUUCUGCCUUUUAAAGAACCAGCAACCCUCUAUUGCAGAGCUGUCAUGUUACAAUCCAAAUUUGCUUGGAAAUGGGCAUAGAAAAUGCACAGCAAUAGGUGUGUUCAAAGGAGAAGGAAAGGUUAAAACUAAGUAAGCCUUAUCAGAAAGGUCUAUAUAGAUUCACCAGUAAACCCUCAGAGUAAUGUUAUUCUGAGUCCUC